AUGUCCGCCACUCCCGAAGCGACUGCCCCUGGCCCGGAGAACAAAGUCCUCGUGCACCCAACGUUGGUCCACUCAAGCUCCAGCAGUGGUUCCAUCGGCACGGACAAGACGCCAGCACCGCGUCGAGAACGGAGCAAGUCACGGGAUGCUGGCAAACGCAUGGGUGGCGGCCAAAAGGCGUCCUGGAAGGUCACGGAAGUCCCUCCUGCCGUGCCAUUGGACGCGAACGACCCCAAUUACGACAGCGAAGCCGAAGAGAACGUCGUGCUCGUGUCGACGGUCGUGGACUCGCCCUCAAAGUCGACGCCGACGCUCGAGCCAGACGCGUUGGCAGCCAAAGAGCUGGCAAUCAAUGCGCCUCCGGACGUGAAGAAGCGCGUGAUUGAGAUCUUGGAGGAGUACUUUACCAAUGGCGACGCGGACGAGGUCCUGAGUUCGCUCCAGGAGCUCAAUGAGCCUGAAUUCCAGUACGAAGUCGUGAAACGCGCCAUCACAAUGGCAAUGGACAAGCACGACAAGGAGCGCGAGCUGGCGUCGCGACUCGUGUCGACGUUGUAUCUGGACGGAAUCACAGCGGGACAAGUGCUCAUGGGGUUCCGUCGGGUCUUGCUGUUAGCUGGCGAUUUGCAGCUGGAUAUUCCGUCGGCCAAGAAUAUGCUGGCGAUUUUUUGUGCACGUGCAGUAGUGGACGAGAUCUUACCGCCGAGUUUCUUGGAGGACCCUUUCAUUACGCGAUACGCGCCUGAGGUCGCUGCUGAAGCUAUCAAGAAGUUGAGCAUUAACCACGCAACUGCGCGGAUGGAAAAGGCGUGGGGACCUGGCGACGGCCGUCCGGUGGAAGAGCUGAAAGUGGCAAUUGACCAGCUCACCAAGGAGUAUUUGCUCUCGAGCGACCUCGAUGAAGCUGCGCGCUGUGUGCGUGAGCUGAACGUGCCGCACUUUCACCAUGAAGUAGUCAAACGCGGCAUUAUGAACGCUCUCGAAGAAGGGGGUGAGACCAGCAGUGCGGCGAUGGCGUCGCUAUUGACCUAUUUGGUGUCCCAUGAGGUGGUGUCAACGGGGCAGCUACUGAAAGGCUUUGAGCGCUUCAAACUCGUACUGGAUGACGUUGCGCUGGACAUUCCCAAUGCUGCUGCGCUUUUUCAAGACAUUGUGAUGCGUGGUAUCAGCGACGGUAUCCUACCGAAGAACUUUGACGCUAGUGCCGCGGAGAAGCGAUAA
Molecule: messenger RNA, 1221 nt
Organism: Hyaloperonospora brassicae
Lineage: Eukaryota; Oomycota; Peronosporomycetes; Peronosporales; Peronosporaceae
Source: the annotation of a GenBank genome assembly